This is a messenger RNA of Aphanomyces invadans, 965 nucleotides long. RefSeq lists its product as hypothetical. The transcript has a single exon. Lineage: Eukaryota; Oomycota; Saprolegniomycetes; Saprolegniales; Verrucalvaceae. The record is from RefSeq and is a predicted model, not a curated record. Bases 39 to 923 code for a protein of 294 amino acids.
GCUCCAUAACGCGCAGCACCGCGUCCGACGAAACUUGGAUGCCAUGCAUGACGCGCUUCGGGACGCGCCGCCGCGGGGGCGGAUCCUAUGACCUGUUUGAAGAAGCGAGAAAAUACUCGCCAGUCCUUGUCCGCGGUUUCAGCUCGGGAAACAUCUCGGUUGUUGACAAACAGAGCUGGCUCGAAGUGUGCGAUACCAAACAUCGGUACGGAGCCAACCUUCAGGCUUACUACAGAGCGUGGAAAAUGCUUCCGGAACGGCCCACGGGGUUCUGGGAAUGGCUCGACGACGAGUCGGUCGAAGUUGAAGGUGUGUCCCGCGCGAAACUCGACCGAGAAACCGUACUCUACUUUGACGAAGCCGAGCGCAAAAAAUUUGCCUUAGACAUCCGACCGGAUGGACGCCUCGUCACGCGAUGGGACCAACAACCCAUCAAUACGGGCGAUGACGGGUGGAUCUUUGUGCUCCGCGACGGUGUCUUGUACGGCAGCGAAAAGGUGACGAACCAAGUGCCUCGCAUACAUCACACGAGCCUAGUGGGCGGGGAAUGUGUCCAAGCCGCUGGCAUGAUCGUCGUGGCUGACGGCAUCCUCCAAGUCAUGUAUCCUCACAGCGGCCACUAUCGACCUUCCGAGCACGAAGUUCUUGUGCUUUUGCGCUUCUUGCAGUCGAAAGGGAUUCCCCUGCAAGACACCCAAGUCGACGUCCAGCGAAUUCAAAAACGCAGCCGCGACAUCGUAAACGGCAAGAAGGUCAAGAAGAUCGACAACGCGUACUUUUGGCCUGGCGACCGCGUCCUCGACUUCCUCCACGUCAAAGAACUCGCGUGCGAAGCCGAUCUCUUCCACCACAUCGAGCGGUCCACCCGCGUCGAAGAUAUCUCUCCCACUGGCGAUGCCGCCAGUCCCAUCAAUAUUCAUUAACUUAUCGCUCGACAAAUACACUGUCACUAUUUAUAUACCUAA